Molecule: messenger RNA, 397 nt
Organism: Capsicum annuum
Lineage: Eukaryota; Viridiplantae; Streptophyta; Magnoliopsida; Solanales; Solanaceae
Exons: 1
Source: RefSeq, a predicted model, not a curated record
AUGGAAGUUCUAUCUCGUAUUUCAAUGGAUGGGACUUUCGACCAAGAGCGUCCCUUGCUGAAAUUGAGAAGAGGAAAGAAGAAUGAAUGUUAUUCCUUUGACUUCAAAUCGGCAACGGACCGUUGGCCAUUAAGUGUUAUGUAUUCCCUUAUGUCUUGUAUGUUUGGGUCUACAUUUGCAUCUUCAAUAGUCAACAUCUCUUUGGGUCUCAACACCUUUAUGGUUGGGAAACCAAUCACUAAAAGAAUGUAUGAGAUUGCAUUUCUUUGUGGUCAGCCGUUAGGUUACUAUGGAUCAUGGUCUCUCUUUUCGUUGUCCCAUCACUAUAUAGUGUAUUUAGCGGCGAAGAAAGCAUACCCGCAUCUUAAUCUUCCAUUUAAGGACUACGCUUUGUUAG